Molecule: messenger RNA, 294 nt
Organism: Dibothriocephalus latus
Lineage: Eukaryota; Metazoa; Platyhelminthes; Cestoda; Diphyllobothriidea; Diphyllobothriidae
Source: the annotation of a GenBank genome assembly
CGUCGUCUGGAUCGUGAAGUUCAGAGUUCCUACAGUUUUCGUGUGCUCGUCAGCGAUGGUGUUCCCCACCCUGCGCCGGUACCGGAUACCGCGGCACUGACCGCUUCCAGUGGUCCACGAUGGUCGUUUCCCAAGCAGCGGGUUCACACAGCAGUCACCACCGUAGUCGUAUCGGUUCUGGACGAAAACGACAACAGCCCCACUUUUAUUCAACCCAAUUCCACCAAUCAUCUCAUCCUACUCGAUCCGACUACCGUUCCUGGCCGAUCUCUCUUGCAGGUAAAAGAUAACUAA